UGCUGCUAGCAUCUCAUAAUUAUAAAACACCCCUUUUAAAUAGAGAUAAACUAAAUAUUUAAAUAAAGAAAUUUAUUGUGCAAAAAUGUUGAAAAAAUUUAAAAUUUUAAUCUUAAUAUUAAUAUUAAAUAUUAUAACGAAUCAAGAAGCCUUAGCGGCAAAAAGUGAAAACACCAACAAUCAUGAUGCCGUUUGGGGAGCACGUAGCCAACGAGAUGUGCAUCUAAGUCGACAAAUUGUUAUGGACAAGGCCAAGACCAUGCGUAUCAUAAGUGGAGAUUAUGAAUAUAGACCAAAGCCCACGGAUUUGCAUUAUGGCAAGACAAUUACUCAAAUACAGGUGACCGAUCAAUAUAAAAAUGGCAAUGGCGGCUAUGCCACCUUAAAGGAUGGAGGCCCCAGCACCAAUUAUGCUGUCAUUCAUUUAAAAUCUCAACGCAAUCAUGGCUAUAAUUUCAUUAUUGACAUUUAUGGUCAAUGAGUGUGUUGUAUUUAGUUAAUUAAUGUGCGAUAAAUUAAAUAAAAUACGCCAAAAAUAUUUAUUUACUCUUGUUAUAAAAUAGCAUUUAUUACAGACUUUUAAUUAAAAUUGUUAAAUAAAUAGUUUCAUGCCAAAGUUAAAUGCAAAAACAAACACAAA
Molecule: messenger RNA, 640 nt
Organism: Calliphora vicina (urban bluebottle blowfly)
Lineage: Eukaryota; Metazoa; Arthropoda; Insecta; Diptera; Calliphoridae
Product: probable salivary secreted peptide
Exons: 2
Coding region: 86-481 (131 amino acids)
Source: RefSeq, a predicted model, not a curated record